AUGGCCGUCUCCAGCCCCCUUUUUCUCGGUCUCGACUUGUCAACCCAGCAGCUCAAGGCAGUGAUCAUAAAAAGCGACACAACGAUUGUGAAUGAAACCGCUGUUCAUUUCGACAACGAUCUUCCUCACUACCAGACGACUAGCGGAACGUACCAUGGACCUGGCGAAGGAGAGGUUACCUCGCCUGUAGCAAUGUGGUUGGAGGCUAUCGACCUGCUCUUCGAGCGGUUGAAGAAAGCAGGAGUUGCCCUAUCUGACGUGGUCGCUAUUUCUGGUGCCGGACAACAACAUGGUUCUGUUUUUUGGUCGGCCAAGGCAGCAGAAUUGCUGUCGACCCUCGAUAGCAACAAAACCCUACGGGAGCAACUCUUCCCCGAAGCAUUCUCCCUCGAACGAUCCCCGAUCUGGCAAGAUCAUUCAACGGAGGAGGAUUGCAAACUCUUGGAAGAGGCGAUUGGUGGACCACAGGCUCUCGCAGAUCUCAGUGGUAGCAGAGCCUACGAAAGGUUUACUGGGACCCAGAUCUCCAAGGUCAGGAGAUUGAAGCCAGACGUUUAUGAUGCGACCGCCAGAAUAUCGCUUGUUUCGUCUUUCAUCGCGUCUGUCUUCCUUGGACAAUACGCACCCAUUGAGGUGUCUGACGCCAGUGGAAUGAAUCUGAUGGACAUUCUGUCCUGUAAAUGGGACGAUCGUUUGUUGGCUAUUUGCGGAGGACCUCAAUUGAGGGAGAAAUUAGGUCCUGAACCAGUCAUCGGAGGAACUAACCUUGGAACUGUCAGCAACUGGUGGGUCAAACGAUGGGGUCUGAAUCCAGAAUGCAUUGUUGCUCCCAUUACUGGCGACAACCCGGCCACGAUCAUGUCACUUUCGGCUCCCGGAGAUGCUGUCCUAUCUCUCGGAACUUCCACCACCUUCCUUUUGUCGAUCCCACCUGCUGAUACACCACCGAAGAGAUUCACCACUUCUCACCUUCUCGCUCACCCUACCACUACCAAUGGCCAGAUCGCGAUGCUCUGCUACAAGAACGGGGCACUCGCAAGAGAGAAUAUUCGGAACAAGUACGCCAAGGGCGAUUGGGCAGAAUUCAACAAGCUAGUCGAAUCGACUGCGCCAGGCUGUUCCGGUCAUAUGGCGCUUUACUUCCCCCUACCCGAAAUCAUUCCUCCUGGUGUGCAAGGCGAACAUUGCUUCUCCAUCUCUGAAUCGAAGGCAGUCAAGACUGUUGAGAAUAUCCCUGACCAAGCUCAUUGUCGCGCCAUCUUGGAGUCCCAGUUCCUCUCGAUCAGAUCCAGGAUUGCAGCUAUGCUCCCUCCCGAUGCACCUCACCUGCGACGUUUGGUCAUUUCGGGUGGUUCUUCCGCCAACCCCGUCAUCCGCCAAAUCGCAGCUGACAUAUUCGGAAUGGACGUCUAUGUUUCCUCCACGAAGGAGGCCGCGGCGAUGGGAGGUGCUUUGCUUGCAAAAUAUUCGUGGUGGAGAGCCCAAAAGAAUUCUGGGACGUUUGAAGACAUGACCGGUGGAGAACCUGCAGGUACCACGCGGGUGGCCACGGUCCGCGGAGAAGUAAGCAAGAUCUAUGACGGUCUUGUGGACGUCUACACCCGCUGCGAAGAGGAGGUUGUCCGGCGUGGAAUCGCCGCAUAG
This is a messenger RNA of Coprinopsis cinerea okayama7#130, 1644 nucleotides long. Its product is annotated as D-xylulose kinase. The transcript has 5 exons. The coding region runs from base 1 to 1644 and encodes 547 amino acids. Gene Ontology annotation, biological process: D-xylose metabolic process; xylulose metabolic process. Gene Ontology annotation, molecular function: D-xylulokinase activity. Lineage: Eukaryota; Fungi; Basidiomycota; Agaricomycetes; Agaricales; Psathyrellaceae. The record is from RefSeq and is a predicted model, not a curated record. Gene Ontology annotation, cellular component: cytosol.